AUGGCCGAGGAAAGGGAAGGACGGGCGAUCGGGAUCGAUUUAGGCACGACGUAUUCAUGCGUGGCAGCAUGGCAGCAUAACCGCGUCGAGAUCAUAGCCAACGAGCAGGGCAAUCGCAGCACGCCCUCUUGUGUCGCUUUCACCGAUUGCGAACGUCUCAUCGGAGAAGCUGCCAAGAAUCAAGUCGCCAGUGCUCCAACUAACACCGUCUUUGAUGCAAAGAGGCUGAUUGGUCGUAAAUUCAAUGAUCCAAUGGUUCAGAGUGACAUGAAACUCUGGCCAUUCAAGGUCAUUUCUGGUGCUGACGACAAGCCUAUGAUCAUGGUAACCUACAAAGGAGAGGAGAAACAGUUUUCAGCUGAGGAGAUCUCUUCGAUGGUGCUCUCCAAGAUGAAGGAUAUCUCCGAGGCCUAUCUUGGUUCAUCUGUCAAGAAUGCAGUUGUCACCGUGCCUGCUUAUUUCAAUGACUCUCAGCGCCAUGCAACCAAGUCUGCAGGAACCCUUGCUGGCCUCAACGUUCUAAGGAUCAUCAACGAGCCUACUGCAGCAGCCAUCGCAUAUGGUCUUGAUAAAGGGGGUGAUGUGGCUAAGAAUGUGCUGAUUUUCGACCUUGGUGGUGGCACGUUUGAUGUGGCUGUGGCCACUAUUGAGGCGGAAAUUGUUGAAGUGAAGGCUGUUGCUGGUGACACUCAUCUUGGAGGGCAAGACUUUGACAGUAGGAUGGUGAAUCAUUUUGUGAAAGAGUUUGAAACGAAGAAUGGAAAGAAUAUUAGUACAAAUCCGAGAGCUAUGAGGAGAUUGAGGAGUGCUUGUGAAAGGGCCAAGAGGAUGCUUUCUUCCACUUCCCAAUCUAAUAUUGAGAUUGAAUCUUUGUUUGAGGGGAUUGAUCUGUUUACGACCAUCACUCGUGCUAGAUUUAAUGAACUCAACAUGGAUUUAUUCAUGAAGUGUAUGGAACUGGUUGAGAAAUGCCUGAGUGAUGCAAAGGUUGAGAAGAGCAGCGUGGAUGAGGUGGUGCUGGUGGGCGGGUCGAGUAGAAUUCUGAAGGUGCAGGAGUUGUUGAAGGAGUUUUUCAAUGGGAAGGAGGCGUGCAAGACCAUUAAUCCAGAGGAAGCCGUGGCUUAUGGUGCUGCAGUGCUGGCUGCCAAGUUGAGUGGUGAAAGCAAUGAGAAGGUGCAGAAUGUGGUUCUUUCAGAUGUUACUCCUUUGUCUCUUGGUAUUGCAGGCGUUGCAGAUGUGAUGCACGUGAUUAUUCCGAGGAAUACACCUAUACCAACAAGGAUGGAGAAAAUUGUCACCACAGCGAUGGACAAUCAGACAACUUCAGCUGUUAAUGUGUAUGAGGGUGAACGAAGCAAGGCAACAACCAACAAUCUGCUAGGUGAAUUCGUCCUCUGUGGCUUUCCAGCGGCACCCAGAGGAGUUGCUGGACUCAAAGUGUGCUUCGACAUUGAUGAAAAUGGUAUCUUGAAUGUGUCCGCGGAGCACAUAGGGAGUGGAGUGAAGAACAACAUCACCAUCACCGACAAGGGCAGGCUGUCCAAGGAAGAAACCGAGAAGGUAAUAAAGGAUGCGGAGAAGUACCAGUUGAAGGAUAAGGAACACGAGAACAACGUUAAGGCUAUGUUUGAUUUGGAGAACUAUGCCUACAACACGAGAAUCGCCAUCAGAAAUGCAACCAAGCUCAAAGCAACAGAAAAGAAGAAUCUGGAGGAUGCUUUCGAGUAUUUCACAAAGUGGUUGGUGUCCAACAAACACGCAAAGGCUGAUGUUUAUAAAGACAAGAUGAAGGAGCUCAAAACUGUUUUCAAUCCCCUCCUUGCCAAGUUGAAAUAA
Molecule: messenger RNA, 1836 nt
Organism: Salvia hispanica
Lineage: Eukaryota; Viridiplantae; Streptophyta; Magnoliopsida; Lamiales; Lamiaceae
Source: RefSeq, a predicted model, not a curated record